Molecule: messenger RNA, 4362 nt
Organism: Leptopilina heterotoma
Lineage: Eukaryota; Metazoa; Arthropoda; Insecta; Hymenoptera; Figitidae
Gene: Sf3b3
Product: splicing factor 3B subunit 3
Exons: 12
Coding region: 231-3884 (1217 amino acids)
Biological process (GO): mRNA splicing, via spliceosome
Cellular component (GO): U2 snRNP; nucleus
Molecular function (GO): U2 snRNA binding; protein binding
Source: RefSeq, a predicted model, not a curated record
AACAGCGCCGCACCGCAAGGGAGAAUGAAAUAUUGUCAUUCAGUCAUUUCCGGAUUAACCACAGCAGAGAGAACAAGUCUUUUCUGUUGAACCGGCUUUAUUUUCUACAGGAUUGGAAAAUCCAUGUACAUCCAAACAAUUGUCGACCAUGCUUUCCUGAAAGAAGCAUGAUCAGCCAAGAAGGCGUGAGAAGUUGAAAUAAAUACUUUGCUGAAAAGCGUUCUGCAAACAUGUAUCUUUACAAUUUGACGCUCCAACGUGCCACUGGCAUUACACACGCCGUCCAUGGCAAUUUCUCCGGCAGUAAAAUGCAGGAAAUUCUUGUUUCGCGAGGGAAAUCCCUCGAAUUGUUGCGGCCGGAUCCGAACACAGGAAAAGUGCACACCCUACUAACUGUCGAAGUUUUUGGUAUUAUAAGGUCAUUGAUGGCUUUUAGGCUGACAGGCGGAACCAAAGAUUACAUUGUCGUUGGCACCGAUUCAGGACGAAUUGUUAUCCUCGAGUAUAAUCCUGUGAAAAAUUCGUUUACAAAAGUACAUCAGGAGACAUUUGGAAAAAGUGGCUGUCGAAGAAUUGUUCCCGGUCAAUAUUUAGCCAUUGAUCCAAAAGGACGUGCUGUUAUGAUUGGUGCAAUUGAGAAGCAGAAAUUGGUGUAUAUUUUGAACAGAGAUCCUGAAGCACGACUGACAAUUUCCUCCCCAUUGGAGGCACACAAAAGUAACACUUUGGUUUAUCACACCGUUGGUGUUGAUGUUGGUUUCGAAAAUCCCAUGUUCGCUUGCCUGGAAAUCGAUUACGAGGAAGCUGAUAGUGAUCCAACUGGUGAUGCAGCCGUGAGAACGCAACAAACAUUAACUUUAUAUGAACUCGAUUUAGGCUUGAAUCAUGUUGUUCGAAAGUAUUCUGAACCUCUCGAGGAACAUGCCAAUUUCCUCGUCUCUGUACCUGGUGGGAAUGAUGGCCCUAGUGGAGUACUUAUUUGUUCGGAAAAUUAUUUAACAUAUAAAAAUCUUGGCGAUCAACACGAUAUUCGUUGUCCAAUUCCAAGGCGACGAAAUGAUUUGGACGAUCCUGAGAGGGGAAUGAUCUUCGUCUGUUCGGCAACGCAUAAAACAAAAAGCAUGUUUUUCUUUUUGGCACAAACUGAGCAGGGGGAUAUUUUCAAAAUUACUUUAGAGACUGACGAGGAUAUGGUUACUGAAAUAAAACUCAAAUAUUUUGAUACCGUUCCUGUUGCUUCCAGUAUGUGUGUACUUAAAACUGGUUUCUUAUUUGUCGCUUCUGAAUUUGGCAAUCAUUACUUGUAUCAAAUUGCGCAUCUUGGCGACGACGAUGAUGAGCCAGAAUUCAGUUCCGCAAUGCCUUUGGAAGAGGGAGACACGUUUUUCUUUGCACCAAGACCUUUGAGAAAUUUGGUACUUGUCGACGAAAUGGAUAGUUUGUCGCCUAUUAUGGCCUGUCAGGUGGCUGAUCUUGCGAACGAAGAUACUCCUCAAUUGUACAUAGCUUGUGGAAGGGGUCCACGAUCAACACUAAGAGUUUUACGACAUGGGCUCGAAGUGUCUGAGAUGGCUGUCAGUGAACUUCCCGGAAAUCCUAAUGCUGUUUGGACAGUGAAGCGACGUAUAGACGAGGAAUAUGAUGCAUACAUCAUUGUGUCGUUCGUAAAUGCAACUUUGGUACUUAGUAUUGGAGAGACUGUCGAAGAAGUAACAGAUUCUGGUUUUCUGGGCACAACACCAACAUUAAGUUGUUUUGCUUUAGGAGAAGAUGCUCUAGUGCAGGUUUAUCCCGAUGGUAUUCGUCACAUACGCUCAGAUAAGCGUGUCGAUGAAUGGAAAGCUCCGGGAAAGAAGACAAUAGUUAAAUGUGCAGUUAAUCAACGACAAGUUGUAAUUGCUCUCACUGGAGGUGAAUUGGUUUAUUUCGAAUUGAACGCUACUGGUCAAUUGAACGAGUACACGGAAAGGAAGAAAAUGCCCUCCGAGGUAAUGUGCAUGGGAUUGGGUAAUGUGCCAUAUGGUGAACAACGAUUUCCAUAUCUCGCGGUUGGUCUUCAAGAUAACACAGUGAGAAUAAUGUCCCUCGACUCGAAAGACUGUCUCUCGCCGCGGAGCAUGCAGGCACUGCCAGCGGCUGCCGAAAGUCUGUGUAUCGUUGAAAUGGGUUUGAAGGACGCCGACGGUUCGGACGAUGCUCGACCAAAGCAAUCGAGCUUCUACCUGAACAUUGGUCUGCAAAAUGGAGUGUUGUUGAGAACCGUGUUGGACCCAAUAUCCGGUGAUUUGGCAGAUACACGCACGAGAUAUUUAGGUUCGCGCGCAGUAAAACUCUUUAGAAUUCGAAUGCAGGGCAAUGAAGCCGUACUAGCAAUGAGUAGCCGUUCGUGGUUGAGUUACUAUUACCAAAAUCGUUUCCAUUUGACGCCACUGUCUUAUGAAAGUCUGGAAUUUGCCUCCGGCUUUAGCUCUGAACAAUGUCCUGAGGGUAUUGUCGCCAUUUCAACCAAUACCUUGAGAAUUUUAGCACUCGAAAAACUCGGUGCCGUAUUUAAUCAAGUGAGUUUUCCGUUGGAAUAUACGCCGAGGAAAUUUACAAUUCAUAAUGAUUCGGCACAUUUAUUGGUACUUGAGACGGAGCAUAAUGCUUACACUGAGGAGACAAAGCAUCAGCGACGAUUGCAAAUGGCUGAAGAGAUGCAGGAAGCAGCAGGCGCUGAAGAAGCUGCAGUUGCACGGGAAUUAGCCGAAGCGUUUCUCACCGAGGAAUCGAAUGAAGCCGUUUUUGGAGCGCCAAGAGCUGGACCUGGACUGUGGGCUUCUUCGAUUCGAAUUAUUAAACCAACAACUGGGAAGACUCUGGAAAAAUACGAACUGAAACAGAAUUUAGCAGCUUUAAGUUUAGCAAUGGUGAAAUUCGCAAAUCAAGGAAAUCAACAAUUUUUGAUUGUCGGCGUGGCCAAAGAUUAUCAGCUCAAUCCUAGAAUUAGUAACGGUGGUUAUCUCUAUACAUACAAGAUAACGGAAAAUUGUAUGAAAUUAGAAUUGUUGCAUGAGACAGUUGUCGAUGAGAUUCCACUCGCUAUUUGCCCCUAUCAAGGCCGUGUUUUGGUUGGCGUUGGCAGGAUGCUUCGAUUAUAUGACAUGGGAAAGAAGAAGUUAUUACGAAAAUGUGAAAAUAAACACAUCCCCAAUGCAAUUGUCAGUAUCAACGCCGUUGGCCAUCGCAUUUACGUGAGCGACGUUCAGGAAUCUGUUUACGCUGUAAGAUACAAGCGGCAAGAGAAUCAACUGAUUGUGUUUGCCGAUGACACUCACCCUCGAUGGAUCACAACGACUUGCGUUUUAGAUUACGACACAGUUGCUACUGCUGAUAAAUUUGGAAACAUUGCUGUGAUAAGAUUGGCAACGGGAGUAAAUGACGACGUGGAUGAAGAUCCGACCGGAAAUAAAGCAUUAUGGGAUCGAGGGCUAUUGAAUGGAGCGAGUCAAAAGGCAGAAACAGUUGCUUGCUUUCACAUCGGCGAAACAGUGAUGUGCUUGCAAAAGGCAACUCUCAUACCUGGCGGUUCAGAGAGUUUAGUUUACACAACUCUAAGUGGGACUGUAGGCGUUCUUGUGCCAUUCACAAGCAAUGAGGAUCACGAUUUCUUCCAGAGCUUAGAGAUGCACAUGCGCUCCGAACAUCCACCACUUUGCGGUCGUGAUCAUCUCUCCUUCAGAUCGUACUAUUAUCCCGUGAAAAAUGUCAUUGAUGGUGAUUUAUGCGAGCAAUUCAACUCAAUUGAGCCUACAAUUCAAAAAAGUAUUGCCGGCGAUUUAGACAAAACAUCGUCUGAAGUGUCCAAGAGAUUGGAAGAUAUUCGAACGCGUUACGCCUUCUAAAGUUAUAAAGACUUUUGUUUAUGAUCUCUACAGUAUUUUUUACUUUUCAUUUUUAAUACUAGGAGAAUUCUGUUUGGAUUAGAAACUGAUAAGGUAAACAAAAACUAUUUAUGUAUUUGCAAGUUCAAAAAAACUUUUUUUGAAGUUAAUUUUUGUUUUUUAAAUUACGAUUAGAUUAUAAUUUGUUUUCGUUAAAGUGUUGAACGAAAUAGACAAAUACAAGGUUCAAAAUUAAUGUAUUGAAUUGUUAAGAAUUUUUUAUCCUUUUUGUCAAUAUUAAGAUGAGAUUUUUAAUGUCAUAGAUAUUUUUAAUUAAAGAUGAAUUGUGUGAUUUAAAGGGAUAAAAAGUUUUUCUCUGUGAGAGAUGAAAUAGUUGACGACCAUUUUAUAAAGUCAGUUUUAAACUUUUGUGUGCUUUCAUUAUAAAAGAAAAAACAACUAGGAUAAUAAAACUUGAAUAGCUUUAAUAGUAAUAAAA